This is a messenger RNA of Dermatophagoides pteronyssinus (European house dust mite), 1191 nucleotides long. RefSeq lists its product as uncharacterized. The record is from RefSeq and is a predicted model, not a curated record. Lineage: Eukaryota; Metazoa; Arthropoda; Arachnida; Sarcoptiformes; Pyroglyphidae.
AUGAAUUUAUCAAAAUAUUUUAAUUAUGUUUAUACGGGUUUUAAAUAUGUUGUUCGUAUCUAUUUUUUAUUAUUGAUGAAUCGUUGGUUUGAAUUUUAUCGAUCAUAUUUUGAAAUGUGUACAAUAAUUCGUAAACGAAAAUCCAAUCCGGAACAAUUUCGUCGAUAUGUAUGGGCACCUAUUUCAGCAUUGAUUGUGAUUACAAUUUUAGUUAUAAUAAAAUUGUUUCAUAAUUGUUAUUGGAAUGAUCGAAAUGAUAUAAUUUGGGUGAAAAUUUAUGCCGAUAUAAUAGCCGAUGCAAAUCUUCAUUCAAAUGCAAAUUGGUUUUUAAUAAUUUUAAUCGUUGUUUGUGAUUGGAUGAUUUUGCUUUUAUAUUUUCGAAAUUCAACCGCUGAACAUAUACAAUCAAUAAUUAUUGAUCAUCGCAAUGAAUCUUUUCAAUGGCCAUUCAAAUAUCGUUCAAUGAUGGCAAUCGAUUAUGUUACUGAUCAUGGUAGAAAAACAUUUAGUAUUAUAUUUCGCUUUUUUUUGCUGCUCAGUAUAUGCGUUGUUAUUGUUGAUAUUCGAACACUAGAAUUUCUCUACUUGAAUAUUGAUAAAAUAUAUGAUUAUAAUAAUCAAUUUAUUGGUUUUAUCCGAUUGAUGCUGACAUUUAUUAAUUGGAAAUUAAUAGAAUCCCUCAUUUUUGUCUGUGCAUUAUCUGCUGCUAUUUCAGUUUCAAUUAGCCAAGUAUUUAUUGCCAUUGGUCAUGUACAUUUUUGGCAAACUGAACAAUUAUUACAUUUUAACGAUAUUAUCAGAGAUAGACAUAAUAAUAAAUGGUUAUCACAGAUUGGUUUCAAUUGUUAUCUAAUAUUAUUUAUCAUUUCAUAUCAUACAACAUUAUUCUAUUUAACAUUAAUAACAAUAUUAUGUUUAAUACAGAUGCUCAAUAUAUUCGUAAUACAUUUUCAAAUUGCCUUAAUUAAUCGUAAAUUUUAUCAGUCGGCACCAAUCAUGAUGAGUCGUAUGGCAACAACCGAAUUUCAUGGUAAAUUUUUACAAACAAAAUUAAAAUUAUCAAAUUUUGCUCAAAAAAUGCAUACGAAUAAUCGAUAUGGAAUUACAUAUUGGAGUCAACAGAUAGUUAAUACUAAUGAAUUUGCAAAGUUUCUUUUAAUUUAUUCACAAUUGAUCAUAAAAAGUUUUAUU